Molecule: messenger RNA, 288 nt
Organism: Clonostachys byssicola
Lineage: Eukaryota; Fungi; Ascomycota; Sordariomycetes; Hypocreales; Bionectriaceae
Source: the annotation of a GenBank genome assembly
AUGGACUCUUACGCCCAACGCCAAAGCCUUUGCAACGACAUCGCCUCCCUCGAGAGCACUAUUGGCCGGAUGGAGGGAGAGAAGAACGACAUUUACUUCCAAAUCAGGAUGAUUGAGGGGCAGAUCGACUACUUCAGGCGACAUCCCCUUCCCGGGGAGAUUGAACGACUCGAGAUACACAAGGCGAUGCUCAACGGCCGUUUUCUGGAGGUUCAGGGCAAGAUAGGGGACAAGCAUUCAGAGCUCAGGACAGAAGCUGAAUCACGGAUGGAAAUUGUGGUCGCGUAG